CAGACGCGCCCUGACCGACAGUCCGCGUUACUCUCGGCCCAUAGGGCCAUAGCCCCGCCCCUCCAAGACCCCACCUAAGGAGACCCCGCCCCUAUAAUCCCCGCCCCCGUGUGACCCCGCCCCUCGAGCCUCCACCCCCGGGACGGGGCCGAGGCGGGAGGUGCGGCGGGUGCAGGGAGCUGGUUCGUCCUGCUCUGCGGCGGCGGAUCGGAUCUGCCUCCCGAUUGUCCUUAGCUGCGAUCCCGAGCUGUGAGCUGUGAGCUGGGGAGCUGAGCCGCGGCGCGUGGACCGCGGCUGCCGAGCAGGGGGCUGACAGGACAGACGACUCUUCGGUGAAGUGUGGCUGCAGGCCAUUGAAUUCCCUGGAGCAUCCUGAGACAAGAGAGUGGAGGGCGGCCACGCACCUGCAGCCUGCAUCAUGCCAGCACUGUCCACAGGAUCUGCUGGCGACAUGGGUUUGUAUGAGCUGUUGGCUGCUCUGCCCGCCCAGCUGCAGCCACAUGUGGAUAGCCAGGAGGACCUGACCUUCCUCUGGGACAUGUUUGGUGAAAAGAGCCUGCAUUCACUGGUCAAGAUUCAUGAAAAACUUCACUACUACGAGAAGCAGAGCCCGGUGCCCAUUCUCCAUGGUGCAGCAGCCUUGGCUGAUGAUCUGGCUGAGGAGCUCCAGAACAAGCCACUCAACAGUGAGAUCAGAGAGCUGUUGAAACUGCUGUCAAAACCGAAUGUGAAGGCUUUGCUGUCAGUACAUGAUACUGUGGCUCAAAAGAGUUACGAUCCUGUAUUGCCUCCUAUGCCUGAAGAUAUCGAUGACGAGGAAGACUCUGUGAAAAUAAUACGCCUGGUCAAGAACAGAGAACCCCUGGGUGCUACGAUUAAGAAGGACGAGCAGACGGGGGCAAUCGUCGUGGCCCGGAUCAUGCGGGGAGGGGCUGCAGACAGAAGUGGUCUCAUUCAUGUGGGUGAUGAGCUGAGGGAAGUGAAUGGGAUUCCAGUGGAAGACAAGAGGCCUGAGGAAAUAAUACAGAUCUUGAGUCAGUCCCAGGGAGCAAUUACAUUUAAGAUAAUACCCAGUGCCAAAGAGGAAACAGCUUCCAAGGAAGGCAAGGUGUUUAUCAAAGCCCUUUUUGACUACAAUCCAAAGGAGGACAAGGCGAUCCCGUGUAAGGAGGCAGGGCUCUCUUUCCAGAAGGGAGACAUUCUUCAGAUUAUGAGCCAGGAUGAUGUGACGUGGUGGCAGGCAAAGCAUGAGGGUGCCGCCAACCCCAGAGCUGGCCUGAUCCCCUCCAAGCCCUUCCAGGAACGGAGACUGGCUCUGAGACGGCCAGAAGUGGUAGUCCAGCCUCUGAAACUUUCCAACAGGAAAUCAUAUGAGGACUCAGUUGAAUGUGAGGAAAUUAAAGAAGAUGCCGGAUAUGAUGGUAACAGCAGCGGAACUUACAUAGCUGGUUUUAGAAGAAGUUUCCGUCUUAGCAGAAAAGAUAAGAAAACAAACAAGUCUAUGUAUGAGUGCAAGAAGAGUGACCAGUAUGACACGGCGGACGUGCCCACAUACGAAGAAGUGACACCGUACCGGCGUCAGGCUCAUGAGAAGUACAGGCUUGUUAUCCUGGUUGGUCCCGUCGGGGUCGGCCUGAACGAGCUGAAACGGAAGCUGUUGAUCAGUGACACGCAGCACUAUGGUGUGACAGUGCCCCACACCACUAGAGCAAGAAGAAGCCAAGAGAGUGAUGGUGUGGAAUACAUUUUCAUUUCCAAGCAUCUGUUUGAGACAGAUGUACAAAAUAACAAGUUCAUUGAGUAUGGUGAAUAUAAAAACAACUACUAUGGUACAAGUAUAGACUCCGUUCGCUCUGUCCUAGCUAAGAACAAAGUUUGUCUGCUGGAUGUCCAGCCUCAUACAGUGAAGCAUUUAAGGACACAGGAGUUCAAACCCUAUGUGAUAUUUAUAAAGCCUCCAUCGAUAGAGCGUUUGAGAGAGACAAGAAAAAAUGCGAAGAUUAUUUCAAGCAGGGAUGACCAAGGGACCGCAAAGCCCUUCACGGAAGAAGACUUUCAAGAAAUGAUUAAAUCAGCACAGAUAAUGGAAAGUCAAUAUGGCCAUCUUUUUGACAAAAUCAUAGUAAAUGAUGAUCUCACUGUGGCAUUCAAUGAGCUAAAAACAACAUUUGACAAAUUAGAGACUGAUACCCAUUGGGUUCCUGUGAGCUGGUUACAUUCAUAACUCAGGAAAUUUCCAUAAUUGUCUUUUUUAUGGAGUGCAUGAUUAGGUCAGCUACCAUGUUUUUGGUAGGAUAUUUUAAAAUCCGUAUCACUGUCAUAGAUGUAAAGUCUUGAUAAAAUUUUAAUUCAGUUUUGUUUAUAUCUUUUAUGGCCUUAUUUAAAGCAUAUGACUGUACAAUCUAAAAGUCAAAAAGUGCUAUAUUCUUAGCAGAAAUUUGAAUUUCCUGGUUGUCUUUAAUCUAGUUCUGUCUCUGUUGUGAGGCAGUAUGUAGCAAUGUCCAUGCCCACCUGUGCUCAGUGCCCUUCACUUUGCAUGCUUGUGGCUGACAGCAUGGACUUAGCAGCCUUGGGCACCCCACAGAUUUAACUGAGCUGGAAAUAAGACCCCUCCUCUUACUGCUCCUGUACACAAAGUAUGUUCUUAGUGUGCACUUUUAAACACAGAGGAGAAACUCCAUUUCUUUUCUUGAGGGAGUAGUUCACAUAUUAUAGCUUAGGAAAUCCUUUGGAGUACAUAUCAGAGAUGCUGCAAAUAUGCUAUAUGGGAAAAUUGGAUUCUUCUUUUUUUUUUUAAGUUGAGAGUCUCACUGUGCUGUCUACACUGGCUUUGAACUCAGCCCUCCUUUGCCUCAGCCUCCCAUAUACGGGUACAUGCCACUGCAACAGGCUUGGAAAUAGAUUUAAAUAAUAUUAUAGAUGUAGACAAAAACCUUUCCUUGUGGUUUAGUAAGAGUGGGGGUAUCUUAGGGCAAGUAGUGGUUACAAAGCACCUUCUGUUUUAAUCUGUUACUUUUCAGAAGAUACUGCUGGAGUCAAAAUGUUUUCUUCUCUUGCUUUGGAAUUUCUCAGCGAAUUAUAAGAAUGAGACAAGUAUUCUAAAAUAUGUAGCACACAUAUGAGAGUACAGUUAAGGAAAAAGUGAUCAUGUUUCUGUAUUGUGUAAUCACCACACAUUUAAAUUGUGCCGCAGUGUGUUUUAGAAACCUAUAUUGUGUUAACUCUUUGUCACCAAAAUGGUUAACAUUGGCUGGAUUCCAUCUCAACCUAUUCUGAAGGAAGAUAGAUUUUUAAAAGUUUAGAUGACACUGCUCUUUCUUCUUUGAUGCUUUAGGUCUCCAGCAAGUGAAUAAUUCGAAAUAUUACAAAUGUCCCCAGUUCAGAGAGCCAUCCCAGGGAGCAGUGUGAUUCAGUCAAUAGAAAAAUCUUCACAUCUAUGACUUUCAUACAAAAGUUAUUUUUGUUGCUUUGUAGAGAGUUUAAAUGUCAUGUUUAAAGAAAAAUGAAAUGUAGGGAAAUUUUAUAUAUUUGUGAAAUAUUUGA
Molecule: messenger RNA, 3543 nt
Organism: Onychomys torridus (southern grasshopper mouse)
Lineage: Eukaryota; Metazoa; Chordata; Mammalia; Rodentia; Cricetidae
Gene: Mpp7
Product: membrane palmitoylated protein 7
Exons: 20
Coding region: 419-2224 (601 amino acids)
Biological process (GO): protein localization to adherens junction
Cellular component (GO): cell-cell junction; plasma membrane
Molecular function (GO): protein binding
Source: RefSeq, a predicted model, not a curated record